This is a messenger RNA of Mesorhabditis spiculigera, 1095 nucleotides long. NCBI's taxonomy places the organism in Eukaryota, Metazoa, Nematoda, Chromadorea, Rhabditida, Rhabditidae. The record is from the annotation of a GenBank genome assembly.
AUGGCUGAAGCAGAAGCGCCAACCAUUUCGCCUGUUGUGGCGGCGGUCGCCGCUCAGAAGAAGGGCUCCAGGGGCUUUUUUGGAUUCGGUUACUAUUCGCUACGAAAACUGAUGGAGGCCGAAAAUAGCUUGCUUUCCGCUGUGGCCCACCGCAUUGUGUCACGAUUCGUUCCGAUUCGCUUCAAACAAAGCGAGAUUUACACGAUUUCCUUAGAAGCCGAGGAGAAGCCAGUUGAUCAGGAUCCGAUUGUCCUAGUGCAUGGUUUCGCAGCGGGCUCGGCGGUCUGGUGCGCGCAGCUACUUUCCUUGGCGAAGCAGCACAAUGUGCAUGCGUUUGACUUGCUCGGGUUUGGAAGGUCUUCUCGGCCGCUGUUUUCACACGACGAAACGUUGGCCGAACUCGAGAUGGUGGAGGCUAUUGAGGAUUGGCGAAAAGAGAUGAAGAUCGAACGAAUGACUUUGGUAGCCCAUUCGUUCGGUGGUUACCUGGCUUCUUCCUACACCCUUGAGCAUCCAUCUCGGGUCAAGCAUCUGAUCCUUGCGGAUCCUUGGGGAUUUCCGGAGCGGCCUCCUCCGAACGACAAACAGAUCCAACCAUAUCCUUGGAUGCAUUUCGUCGGUGGUGUGUUGUCCUACUUCAACCCCUUGGCUCUAUUGAGGGUUAUGGGGCCUUACGGGCCGACGCUCGUGAAGAAACUGCGACCCGACUUGAGCCUUCGCUACAAAGGCGCCAACCCGGACGACAUCUACACCUACAUUUACCAUUGCAAUGCGCAGCCGCCGACCGGUGAAACUGCCUUCAAGGCGAUGACGCAUACUUUUGGCUGGGCAAAGCGGCCGAUGAUCCGCAGGUUCAACGGGAUCAGCGAGAAUGUCCCCAUCAGCUUCAUCUAUGGAUCGAAAAGUUGGAUCGAUCCGCAGCCGGCUUUCGAAAUCCAAGCCACGAGAAAUGGCUACGUCGAUAUCCAGAUCAUCCGCGGUGCUGGCCACCAACUGUAUGCUGAUGCCCCUGAAGCUUUCAAUGAAGUCGUCCUCUCCAUCAUCGAGCGUGUGAACAGUACUGUCGCCAAAGACGAAGAAGAUUCCACUGAAAAA